Puntigrus tetrazona (Sumatra barb) is the source of this 1914-nucleotide messenger RNA. It is a transcript of the gene ca7, whose product is annotated as carbonic anhydrase VII. The coding region runs from base 168 to 959 and encodes 263 amino acids. The transcript is spliced from 7 exons. Gene Ontology annotation, molecular function: zinc ion binding; carbonate dehydratase activity. Gene Ontology annotation, biological process: regulation of intracellular pH. The record is from RefSeq and is a predicted model, not a curated record. NCBI's taxonomy places the organism in Eukaryota, Metazoa, Chordata, Actinopteri, Cypriniformes, Cyprinidae. Gene Ontology annotation, cellular component: cytoplasm.
CGGCUUUAGAGGAGGCGGGGCCUGCUCGGAUCAGCUCGUCUGUCAGUCAAUCACAGCGCUCUUUACUCACCUGUUACUGCUGUCAUUAGACCAGACCCGCACACCGCUGCCCUCUGCUCCACUCGAGACACUUCUGCGCUCUUUACGACACCUGACCCGAGGGAGCAAUGACUGGCCAUCACUGGGGAUACGGGGACGACAACGGUCCAACAGAAUGGUACAAAGACUAUCCCAUUGCCGAUGGGAACCGCCAAUCACCUAUUGAUAUAGUCCCUUCAGAUGCUGUAUUCGAUGCCAGACUGUCUCCCAUCUCACUGUUUUACAACAACUGCACCUCUGUCAGCAUAUCAAACAACGGCCAUUCUGUGGUGGUGGAGUUCAUCGACUCGGAUGAGAGAUCAGUGAUCCGGGGAGGUCCUCUGGAAAACAUGUACAGACUUAAACAGUUUCAUUUCCAUUGGGGAUGCAAGGGUUGCAGCGGCUCUGAGCAUACGGUUGGUGGAAAAACCUACGCUUCUGAGCUUCAUCUGGUUCAUUGGAAUGCCAUAAAGUACAAGUCUUUUGGCGAGGCAGCAGCAGCACCUGACGGCCUGGCUGUCCUUGGCAUCUUUCUGGAAACAGGUGAUGAGCACAGAGCUCUUCAUCAGAUAACAGAUGCCUUGUACAUGGUAAAAUUCAAGGGAAGUGUUGCUGAUUUUAAGGGCUUUAACCCAAAGUGCCUUUUGCCGAACAGUCUGGAGUACUGGACAUACCCAGGGUCUCUCACCACUCCUCCACUGUAUGAGAGCGUCACAUGGAUUGUGCUGAAAGAGCCUAUUUAUGUGUCAGAGAAGCAGAUGGGAAAGUUCCGGACGCUGCUGUUUAACGGAGAGGAAGAAGACGACCGAAAACGCAUGGAGAACAACUUCCGACCACCACAGCCGCUGAAAGGCAGGAAAGUGCGGGCUUCUUUUAAGUAGCCCGGACCACCCCUUGUGAUCAACUAUAUACUUCCAGACUGCUCUAGAAUCACCUCUGAGGUUGAAACGUGAAUAUAAAAGGGUGUGGGGUUUGUUCGGUCGUGUCGCUCUCUGUCUGCUGCUUAAAAGGUUUUGGCCGGUGACCUCAAACGCGGUUUGACUUUGACAUUGAUCUCUUUGAAUCCGAGGCUCUACAUUUUUAGAUCCACCUGAUCAGGCUCGUGCAAAAACAGAUCCUCGUUGCAGGUGGCUGAGAUAGUUGCGCUUCCCAAAGGGUCCGAGCUGAUGGGGUCUGAUAAGCUGCAUGGCUGUCGUCUGCUUUCUCACUGCUGUAGGAAAGGGUCAGUAAUCCGGGAUCCUGACUUGUAACCCAUUGUUAAUGUUUGAUAUAGGGCAUGUGUGGUGUUAUUUAAGCUGUUUGUAGUAAGGUGCUUCCGGGAACACAGACCUGGUGGUGGCAGGACUGCACUCCAUUAUCGCUGAAAGUUGCAUGAAUACAUGGAAAUGUCUCGGUAAUGUAUGUAGAUAGCGUUUCUGUUCACCUGAUUUUUGUGACUCCAUUAAGUAAGUCUCUCACUCAUUGUAGUCGAUGUUCUUGUGCUGUCAGCGAAGCCUUAUAAAUGCUCUUUCAAUAAUAGGAGGGUGAUGUUUGGGGGUUGAAGUGACUGAUGGAUCACACUGCUCACGCUUUAAAGACGGUUUCCUAUUAUUAAUGUAAUUCCUAAUGGAAUCUCUGGCAUGGAGUAUAGGAGUGUUACGGGAGAUCUCGGAAGAACAGGUCAGAGCUGUAUUAAGACUCAACUCCUGGACGACAUCCAGCUGAAGCGGCAGGGAUUUUCUUUUGGGUGUUUGGUGGCCGGCGUGGUUUCAUAUACAUUUUGUAUUGUAUUUAGUUUUUAUGUUCAAAAUAAAAUGAUCAACUAUGUACAAAAUAAAAUUAUUUUAAUAACCCGUG